Molecule: messenger RNA, 1668 nt
Organism: Daucus carota subsp. sativus
Lineage: Eukaryota; Viridiplantae; Streptophyta; Magnoliopsida; Apiales; Apiaceae
Product: berberine bridge enzyme-like D-1
Exons: 1
Coding region: 1-1668 (555 amino acids)
Molecular function (GO): FAD binding; oxidoreductase activity
Source: RefSeq, a predicted model, not a curated record
AUGGCCAAAUCUCUGUUGAGCUUACACUUCCCUCUGAUCAUCACUGCAUGUUAUCUUGUUCCUUCUUUGUGUAGUGUUACUACAAAUUUCGAUGAAAUCGCUUCUUGUUUUCGUGGUCAAAAAAUUAGCAACUUCACUUUAUACUCAUCUAGCAAGGCAUCUAAGUACUUUGAUCUCCUCAACUUCUCGUUACAAAAUCUCAGAUUUUCAGAUAUUUCAGUUUCAAAACCAUCAGCCAUCAUCAUACCGAAGAGCAAAGAAGAGGUUUCCAGCAUAGUAUUGUGCUGCAGAAAAUGGUCUUUCGACAUGAGAAUUCGGUCAGGAGGGCACAGCUAUGAGGGCAUAAGUAGCACAUCAUCGAGUAAUCAGACCACGACGUCUGCUGCAUUUGUAGUUAUUGAUAUGAUGAGCCUUGACAAGAUUUCAGUCGACGUGAAGUCUGAGACCGCGUGGAUUGAAGGCGGUGCAACGCUUGGGCAGACUUACUAUGCAAUCGCGGAGUCCAGCAACGUUCAUGCCUUCCCUGCAGGGGCUUGUCCUACAGUGGGAGUUGGAGGGCACUUCUCAGGUGGAGGAUAUGGAUUCCUAGGCAGAAAAUAUGGCGUUUCCGCGGAUCAUAUAGUGGAUGCGCUGCUUGUGGACGCCAGAGGACAGAUUCUCGAUAGAGAUGCAAUGGGAGAAGAUGUGUUCUGGGCUAUUAGAGGGGGAGGUGGAGGAAAUUGGGGAAUUGUGUUUGCCUGGAGAAUCAGGCUCGUAAAAGUCCCCGAAAUCGUGACAGCUCUUUCCGUGGCCAGGCUGCAACAUAAGAAAAAUCAAGUCGAGAAAAUCAUCCAGCAGUUCCAAGAUGCUGUUCAGGACUUGGAUGAUAAUUUUCAUAUCCUGGUUUUCGUGAGCUCUGGCUUGGUUCCGGGGAAAAAAGGAAUAGCUCUGAUAAUUCAAGGACUAUAUCAAGGUCCGAGAAACAAGGCCAUCUCGAUUUUAACUAGUAAUUUCCCGUUGAUGGAAAUAACAGAAGAGGACUGCAAAGAAAUGAGUUGGAUAGAGUCUGUGGAUUACUUGUCCGAUUUCAGUGGCGGACAGGGCUCUAUCUCCGGCCUCAAAGAAAGAUAUUUCCAAGGCAAAUCCUACUUCAAAACAAAAUCCGAUUACGUCCAGAAGGCGUUACCAAACGUGGGGAUCGACACUCUGAUAAACUUCCUCCAGAAGCAACCAAAAGCGUAUGCCCUGCUCGAGCCCUACGGUGGAAUCAUGGAAACCACGACAAGUGAUGCCAUCGCAUUUCCUCAUAGAAAAGGCAACAUUUUCUCAAUCGAGUACACGAUAACAUGGGACGAAAAGGAUCACAACAGCGGCAAAAGCAGCAAGUACAUUAACUGGCUAAGAAGGUUUUACGAUGCAAUGACACCCUAUGUUUCCGCAAAUCCCAGAGCGGCGUAUGUCAACUACAUGGAUCUUGACCUGGGAGAAGUUACGGAAUUUGUUAGUAGUAGUAGUAGUAGUGGCCCAGAUUUGAGUUCUCGAGUGGAUGAGGCAAGACCUUGGGGGGAGAAGUAUUUUGUGAAGAACUAUGAAAGAUUGGUGAUGGCCAAGAGUAUAAUUGAUCCACACAAUGUUUUCAGGCAUCAACAGAGCUUGCCGCCACUGUUAUCAUUCAAGUCUGAGGAGUAG